Sardina pilchardus (European sardine) is the source of this 3570-nucleotide messenger RNA. RefSeq names its product potassium inwardly rectifying channel subfamily J member 11, like (gene kcnj11l). NCBI's taxonomy places the organism in Eukaryota, Metazoa, Chordata, Actinopteri, Clupeiformes, Clupeidae. Gene Ontology annotation, biological process: potassium ion import across plasma membrane; regulation of monoatomic ion transmembrane transport. The transcript has 7 exons. The coding region runs from base 792 to 2096 and encodes 434 amino acids. Gene Ontology annotation, cellular component: plasma membrane. Gene Ontology annotation, molecular function: inward rectifier potassium channel activity. The record is from RefSeq and is a predicted model, not a curated record.
UACCAUUCCCGUAUUUUUAAGGUCACGUAGCUGUGUGUUUUGUGAGUGUUUCUUUUUUCAGACUUAACACUUGCAUGUUGAAAUUGUUGCGGGGCACCGUUGGGAUUUUCUUUCUCCCGACUGGACUGGAUGGAUGCUAGUUGUGAUGGCAAUGACAGCUAACGGUAGCUUCGCUGCGGCCUCCUCUCCUGCAGCAAGAUUACUGGAUACUGAGUAAAGAUUUGAAGACAGCCUGCCUGCCAUGGCGAAUUUACAGUCCUUCAUUGCAUUGAUGGGUGUCAUGGUUUAUUGUUUACUUAGAUACAGUUUGUGUGUAGAGUUGAGUGGGGAAGCUUAGUUGAAGAUAAGGUUAGCUUUGGAGCGUUUGUUUGUGACAUUGUUUGUUUGUGCUGUAGAGUUUCAUAGUUUCGUAGCAUGCUGUUCUAUUAGAAAUAGCAAUGUAGAUGCCCAUGUCAAAUGUAGAUGUAGAUGUCAAAUCAUGCGGUAGGACUGUGACCUGACAGUAGCCUAAAACAUACUAGUUUGUAAGUGGCUGUAGUAUCGGUAGAUGUUUUGAUGCCAUUAUGCUGGAAGUAGGUUCAACUUUAUGUAUUGCUUCGUCAUGUGAUUCUAUGAUUUCAACAGUCUCUAUGCACGGUGUCUCUUCUCAGGGGAGAUUGCAGGGCACCUGCUUUCUGGUUGACCUCUCAAAUGGUCAGGGGCAGGACGGCUCAGAAGGCGGCGAGCUCUUGUGUUGGAUUUGCCACACAGGUCGGCACUGUGCAGAGGCGUGAGGGGUGCGGAGCUGCAGGAUGUUGGCCCGGAAAGGCCUCUUACCGGACGGGUUCCUCCUGACCCGGCUGGCCGAGGAUGCCACCCACCCUAACCGGUUCCGCUCCAAGUCCCAGCGGGCCCGCUUCAUCACCAAGACUGGAUCCUGCAACGUGGCCCAUAAGAACAUCAGGGAGCAGGGUCGCUUCCUGCAGGAUGUGUUCACCACCAUGGUGGACCUGAAGUGGCAGCACUCUCUGCUGAUCUUCACGUCGGCGUUCCUGUGCUCCUGGAUGCUGUUCGCCAUGGUGUGGUGGCUCAUCGCCUUCGCCCACGGCGACCUGGAGCCCCGCGACCCCGACAGCGUCGGACACGUGCCCUGCGUCACCGCCAUCCACUCCUUCACCUCCGCCUUCCUCUUCUCCAUCGAGGUGCAGGUGACCAUCGGGUUCGGCGGGCGCAUGGUGACGGAGGAGUGCCCGCUGGCCAUCACGGUGCUGAUCAUCCAGAACAUUCUGGGGCUGAUCAUCAACGCCGUGAUGCUGGGCUGCGUCUUCAUGAAGACGGCUCAGGCCAACCGGCGCGCAGAGACGCUCAUCUUCUCACGCAACGCCGUCAUCGCCCCGCGCAACGGGCGCCCCACCUUCAUGUUCCGCGUGGGAGACCUCCGCAAGAGCAUGAUCAUCUCAGCCACCAUCCAGCUGCAGGUGAUCCGGCGCACGGUGACGGCGGAGGGGGAGGUGAUUCCGGUGUGUCAGCUGGACAUCCAGGUGGAGAACCCUCUCCGCAGUAACGGCAUCUUCCUCGUGUCGCCCCUCAUCAUCAGCCACACCAUCGAGCGCGGCAGCCCCCUCUACGAGAUCUCCGCCCAGUCCCUCACCACAGAGGACCUCGAGAUCAUCGUCAUCCUCGAGGGGGUGGUGGAGACGACGGGGAUCACGAUGCAGGCGCGCACCUCCUACACCCCUGAGGAGAUCCUGUGGGGGCGGCGCUUCGUGUCCAUCAUGACGGAGGAGGACGGCCGCUACUCCGUCGACUACUCCAAGUUCGGCAACACGGUGCCCGUGCGGAUGCCCGCGCUGAGCGCCAAGGAGCUGGACCAGACGCGGGGGGUGCAGGAGGGGGGUCCGUCGGAGGGGCAGCCGCAGGGCUGGGGGCUGGUGCGGGCGGGGCGCGGCGGGUACCGGCGGGGGGGCAGGGCCUGUGACGGCGCCGUGACCUCGCGACCCCCCUGGUACGCCCCCGCCGACAAGGACGAGGACAAGAACGCCCAGAAGAAGAGCGUCAAGCUGGAGGAGAUCGGCAGGGAGAUCCGCGAUGAGUCCAUCGAGGAGAUGAGCGACUGAGACACACACACACACAUACACAUGCACACAUACACACACACACACGUGAGUCCAUCGAGGAGAUGAGCGACUGAGACACACACACACAUACACAUGCACACACACACACACACAUGCACACACACACACACGUGAGUCCAUCGAGGAGAUGAGCGACUGAGACACACACACACACACAUGCACACACACACCAUCGAGGAGUCCAUCGAGGAGAUGAGCGACUGAGACCACAUCUCACAAUAAAUCUCCAAGCGCAUCUGAGGAGGAGGUCCAUAUGAGGUGGAGGUCCAUAUGAGGAGGAGGUGUGAAGGAGGAGGUCCAUAUGAGGUGGAGGUGUGAAGGAGGAGGUCCAUAUGAGGUGGAGGUGUGAAGGAAGAGGUCCAUAUGAGGAGGAGGUCCAUAUGAGGUGGAGGUCCAUGGAGGUCCAUAUUAUGAAGGUGGAGGUGUGAAGGAGGAGGUCCAUAUGAGGAGGAGGUCCAUAUGAGGUGGAGGUCCAUAUGAGGUGGAGGUCCAUAUGAGGUGGAGGUUUGAAGAUGGAGGUCCAUGUGAAGGUGCACAGCAGGGCUCCAGGCUCAUGUCCAGUUGCUCAUGCUGAUAAGUUGUUUAUUUAUCAUAUCGUAUUUAUUGAAUCAGACAUGCUGUCACUGUACUUGCAUUUGGAUGUUGUUGUUGUUGUUGUUGUUGUUGUUGCUGCUGCAGCCAUGGAUAUGUAAUGUUCCUAUAUUCGCCAGUAUAUUUCUACAAUAACUGGGCCAAAUCCCCUCAGACACAAGCCGUUCCCAUGACAACCACCUCAUUCCUCACACACACCUGCUCCCCUGUUUAUAGCGUUCCAUUCACUGGACCCGUUAGAACCUGCCAGUCUUUCCAUCUACUAAACCCUGUGGUUCUGUCAACUGGACCCGUUGGAACCUGCCAGUCUUUCCAUCUACUAAACCCUGUGGUUCUGUCAACUGGACCCGUUAGAACCUGCCAGUCUUUCCAUCUACUAAACCCUGUGGUUCUGUCAACUGGACCCGUUAGAACCUGCCAGUCUUUCCAUCUACUAAACCCUGUGGUUCUGUCAAGUGGACCCGUUAGAACCUGCCAGUCAUUCCACCAACCGGAACCAUUACAUCCCUAGAACCUGCCGAUCAUUCCACCCCCCAGAACCAUUAGAACCUGCCGAUCAUUCCACCCCCCAGAACCAUUAGAACCUGCCAGUCAUUCCACCCACCGGACCUGUUAGAACCGGCUGGUCAUUCCAUCCAUUCUGAUGUCCAUCAGCUGAUUGGUUCCUCUCUUAGUCCACUAGGUGUCCAGGAGAGCGGUACGGACGUUCCUCUGAGUCCCCUACCGUACCGAACUGUACUGUUAUGUGUUAAUUUAUGUCCCUACUGUACUGUACUGUAGUGUAUUGUGUGCUUAUUUAUCUAUUUAUUGAUGUAUUUAUUGAUUGUUUAUUUAUUUGGAUAAAUAUAUGGUGUAUUCUUUA